Tribolium castaneum (red flour beetle) is the source of this 5090-nucleotide messenger RNA. Its product is annotated as dual oxidase 2. Lineage: Eukaryota; Metazoa; Arthropoda; Insecta; Coleoptera; Tenebrionidae. Gene Ontology annotation, biological process: response to oxidative stress. Gene Ontology annotation, molecular function: calcium ion binding; heme binding; peroxidase activity. Bases 96 to 4928 code for a protein of 1610 amino acids. The transcript has 19 exons. The record is from RefSeq and is a predicted model, not a curated record.
ACUACGAUAAGUUAUCUCGGUUUCCUCCAAUUUUGAAGUCACAUUUUCCAUACAGAUUAAAAUACCAUCAGUCAAAUGUGUGCUUUCUUGCAACAAUGCAAGUUUUAACUGUGUUUAUAUCCAUAAUUUUAAUUGGAAUAAGCGAGGAGCAGUCCAAACCGAUGAAGCCAACAGUGCCAACCCCCAGUUAUGACCAAAAACCGUCAGGAGAAUAUUGGCCUGGCUCUUGGGAUAAUAAUAGCACAACCGUUCGGCAAAACCUGGCAAACUGGUUACUGAACGGCUCCUGGAACAACCCGGAGCGAAUCCCGGAAAAAUCGCACGAAUACGAGGGAUACGACGGGUGGUACAACAACAUAGCCCACCCGGAUUUAGGCGCAAUUGAUCGGCCACUUUUGCGCCGUUGGCCCACGGCCUACGAAGACGGUAGUUACCUGCCAGCUGGGUCAAACCGACCAAAUCCCUUGGAGCUAAGCGAAAAAUUAUUGAAGGGGGAAACGGGAACUAAAUCAAGGGCGGGGAAAAAUGCCUUGAUUGUUUUUUUCGGGCAACAAGUCGUUGAGGAAAUUUUGGAUGCUCAAAGGCCGGCCUGCCCUCCGGAAUAUUUUAAUAUUGAGGUGCCUCAAAACCACACGUAUUUGGAGAAGCCGGGACAUUCGCAAAUGCCAUUUUUGAGGACUCGGUACGACCAAAGGACGGGCUACAGCCCCAAUAAUCCCAGACAACAAUUGAACGAAAUCACCCCUUACCUGGACGGGGGUUUGUUCUACGGCACCACAAAACAAUGGGCCGACCAAUUACGCACCUACGAAAACGGCACCAUCGACCCAGAUGGGUGCCUCGCAUCGUCCCAUGAUGGUCUAUUCCCAGCUUACAACACCCAGCGUCUUCCCUUGGCCAACCCCCCGCCCCCGAUUUACCACUCCAUGUUUAUCAAAUCGCACGAAACGGCAAAAGUGUCGCGAUUUUUCAAAUUGGGAAACCCGCGAGGAAACGAAAACUCAUUUCUCCUAACUUUUGGAAUAAUGUGGUUCCGGUGGCACAAUUACCUCGCGAAAAGGAUCCGGAUUUUGCGACCUGAGUGGCCCAGUGAGAAGGUUUUUAACGAGGCCCGGAAAUGGGUGAUUGCAACCCAGCAAAAAAUCGUGGUUUACGACUGGUUGCCGGAGUGGAUUUUCGAGGACUUGCCGGAUUAUGGGGGAUAUGAUCCGGGGGUUGACCCCCAAAUUGACCAGUUUUUCCAAAGUGCGGCGUUCCGGUUCGGGCACACUUUGGUCGUUCCGGGGGUGUAUUUGCGGGAUUAUGCCCGGAACGGGUGCAAACACAAGUUUGACACUUGGGGGCAAAACACGGUACGGACCUGUAACUCCUUCUGGAGGCCCCAUGAGCCCAUUGUCAAGCCGGUUGACGAAGGAAAGAGCGAAGUUAUUGACAUUGACCGACUUUUGAUGGGGAUGGCCGUCCAAUUGUGCGAAGAAGAAGACCACAAAAUCGUUGAGGACUUGCGGGGAAAUGUGUUCGGCCCUUUGGAAUUUCCUCGAAGGGACCUGAUGGCCCUAAAUAUACAAAGGGGGCGCGAUCACGGAAUCCCUGAUUACAACACAGUUCGGCGAGCUUAUGGCUUGAAAAAACAGACAUUCGGCGAUUUUGGUCAUCUCCCAAUGAAGAUCAAAGAAGAAUUCGAGAAGUUGUACAGUUCAGACGAAGAUGUUGAUCUCUGGAUCGGUGGCAUCCUUGAGACGAAGGACCACAAACCUGGCGAGCUCUUCCGGACUAUUAUCAAGGACCAGUUCCGGAGGAUCCGGGACGGGGACCGUUUUUGGUUCGAAAACAAAGAAAAUGGCCUAUUCAGCAAUGACGAAGUUGAAAGAAUUAAACAAAUUACACUGUACGAUAUUAUAAUGGCAGUCACAAGGAUGGACCCGGACGACUUGCCCAAGAACGUAUUUAAUGUCCCUACUGACACUGAUGUUCAAUUGAUUUCGAAAUGUAACUUGACAAAGUCGUCGUGUACGAGUAAAGACAGUACAAACUUCAACUGCCACCACCUGGAGCCACUCACAACGAGUGUGUUAAAUGAAUCCUGUGUGCAAGGAUUGUCCUACGAUUAUUUCAGCAAUAGUGAAGUUUCAUUUAUUGUGACGUUUAUUAGCAUAGGGACGUUUAUCAUAGGAUCGAUCGGAGUCAUCUACGUGUUAAUACAAGUGAAGGAGAAACAAAUACUGGCCGCAAAAAUUGUAGCGAAUCAAUCCACCCGAAAUACGUUCAAAAACGAGAAAAACAUUCAUUAUCCUUUGUUUGUUGUGGAUGAAUGGCUUGGCCCGAAAGAUCCUUCAAGGCGUGUGGUUUUGGUCCUAAAAGACGACAAAAAAAUCGUCGAGGUGAUGUCGCAAACUGGCGAAUUACUCCGCGCCCUUGACUUUACAAACCCAAAGAAAAAAGUCGAAGUUUACGAAAUCAAGGACGCCCCUUACGUCAUCAUUAAAUGCACGCAUGAUUACGACCUAAUUUUGCGAUUUGAGACGGAUUAUUUAAGGAGCAGAUUCCUCACAACGUUUGAUCCUUUCUUAACAAACAGUGGGUUAGCUCGCGAAAACAUCUCGAGCUUUACCUGGAAAGCGGCUUUGAAGAAAAUUACAACAAAAACUGACCGACAAUUGCUCCUGGAACGGUUCUAUCGAGUGGUUUUCGCCCAAGCUUUCAAAAUAAAGCACUCGCAGGAGGAGUUGCUGCACGUUGAUGAGACUCUGGAGAAGGAGAUUGUUGAUACUGAGUUAACCAUUACUGAGUUUGCGGAAGCUUUGAGUAUGAGGGCACAAGACGAGUUCGUUAAGCGAAUGUUCGCGCUUGUUGAUAAGGACAAGAGCGGGUUUAUCUCAUUUCGGGAGUUUGUCGACUUGUUGAUUAUUUUUGCCAACGGGACAGAGGAGAACAAAGCCAAGUUGUUGUUCGAUAUGUACGAUGUUAACGCCGUGGGAUACCUAACAGAGGAGAAUUUCAUCGCAAUGAUUAAGUCGUUUUUAGCCACGGUUGGGGCCGACAUCGAGGAGGAUAAACUCCAAGCCACAGUUCAGGGCAUGUUGAAGCGAGCGGGACAUAAGCAACAACUCGAAUUUGGAGACUUUGUCAAAAUUUUUGGAAAAGACAUCAAAAACUUGAGCCAAGCGAGGCUAGAUUUUAAGGGUGUUCGUUCGCAAAAUCGGAACUCGUAUUUGGAUGUGGCUCGGGACACGAUUGAGCACAUUUAUGCGAGCCGGCGGGAGAUCCAGGAGCGCUUCCAGGGCGAAAUCCAGCCUCUGGCUCGGGACACAAGCAAAGUAAUCGACGAAGACCAAGCCGAAUCGAUCAAAACUCAGUUCACGACAGUUCGGUCGCAAUUUCCUUUUGUGCGUUAUAUUGAAUUAAAGUCGAAAGAAAUUUUCUGGAUGACGUUGUACACGCUCAUUUUGUGGGCAAUUUUCAUCGAAAGGGCCUACUAUUAUACGGUGGAACGGGAACACUCGGGACUUCGCAGGAUCGCAGGAUAUGGAGUGACAAUAACUCGCGGAGCGGCUUCAGCUAUGAUGUUCACCUAUUCCUCCCUUCUUGUCACAAUGUGCAGGAACACAAUUACUUAUUUAAGGGACACAGUGGCCAAUAAGUACUUCCCGUUUGAUGCCUCCGUCGAGAUGCACAAAUACAUCGCUUACUGGGCGUUUUUUUUCACAAUCAUGCAUAUCGUAGGACACGCUUUUAACUUUUACCACAUUUCCACCCAAACCGCUGACGACCUGACCUGUCUUUUCCGAAAUUUUCACCACGCGACCCACGAAUUGCCAAAAUUCCACUACUGGUGCUGGCAGACCAUUACUGGCUUCACUGGAGUUGUCUUGACCCUAAUUUGGGCUGUGAUUUAUAUUUUUGCACAAACUGUCGUACGGCGGAAAAUCUACAACUGGUUUUGGUACACACAUAACAUGUAUCCGUUGUUUUUCAUUUUUAUGGUUUUGCACGGUACGGGGCGUCUGAUCCAGCCGCCUUUUUUCUACUAUUUUUUCCUGGGGCCUGUGAUUUUGUUCACGCUAGAUUCUGUUGUUAGCAUCAGUCGGAAAAAAGUGGCCAUUCCUGUGAUUCGGGCCGAAAUUUUACCGUCAAAUGUGACAAUGUUGGAGUUUCGGAGGCCGGAAAAUUUCCAGUACAAGUCUGGACAGUGGGUUAGAAUCGCCAGUUUGGCGUUGAACAAAAACGAGUAUCACCCGUUCACUUUAUCGUCAUCUCCGGAUGAAGACAAUUUAACGGUUCACAUCCGAGCUGUUGGUCCCUGGACCACUCACAUUAGGCGUCUUUACGAUAACUUCAAUAAAGCGACGCCAAAUUCGGCACUUCCUAAAUUGUAUUUGGACGGUCCGUAUGGGGAGAGCCACCAAGACUGGAACCAGUUCGAAGUCUCUGUGUUAAUCGGGGGCGGGAUUGGAGUCACCCCUUUCGCCAGUAUCUUAAAAGACGUGGUUUUCAGCGCAAACCAAAGCAGAUGCAAAAAAGUCUACUUUAUUUGGGUGUCCCGAACGCAAAAACAAUUCGAAUGGUUGGUGGAUUUAAUCCGAGAGCUGGAGUACAAAGACCGCCGGAACAUAAUAAGUUGCCACAUUUUUAUCACACAGUUUUUCGAAAAAUUUGACUUGCGGACGACUUUCUUGUAUAUAUGUGAGAGGCAUUACCAGAGGAUUUCGAAUCGGUCUCUUUUCACCAAUUUAAAAGCUGUGACGCACUUCGGACGUCCCCAUUUCAAGAAGUUUUUCCACACCGUGUCGUCACUACACGAAAAUGCCCAUUCGGUUGGCGUUUUCAGCUGCGGCCCUCCGUCCAUGACCACCAGCGUGGAUACGGCCUGCAACGAGAUCAAUGGACAGACGGGGGCGCGGUUCGAGCACCAUUACAAGAAUUUUUGAUUUUGAAUAAAUUUUGAAUUCAGUUGCUAGUUGAUAGGCAACACUUCAUACACACUGUCCUUGUUUUGUAAAUUUUGCAAACCUAUGUUGCAAAACCAUCAUCGUAUUGAACCAUUUAUGUGUUUAUUUGUAACUGAUUUAAUAAAGCUUUGUAUUUUUGAA